Molecule: messenger RNA, 2581 nt
Organism: Gadus macrocephalus (Pacific cod)
Lineage: Eukaryota; Metazoa; Chordata; Actinopteri; Gadiformes; Gadidae
Gene: cbx7a
Product: chromobox homolog 7a
Exons: 7
Coding region: 333-1652 (439 amino acids)
Biological process (GO): negative regulation of transcription by RNA polymerase II
Cellular component (GO): PRC1 complex
Source: RefSeq, a predicted model, not a curated record
UCCAAGGGGGCUCGUCUUAUCGCAACGGAGGGGGCGCGCCUGAUUUAAAGGACGCGCUCUCCAGUGUUGAUGUGUCGCAGAUUUUAAAACUCUGAAAGAGAGGGAGAGAGAUUCACAGAGGGAGAGGGAGACAGAGAGACAGAGGGAGAGAUAGAGAGAGAGGGAGAGGGAGAGAGGGGAGGGGACAUCACAGUUAUUCGUGGAGUAGUGCAGGUGAUGCACGGGGACAGCGGAGCAGCAGAGAGUUGGAAGAAGCUUGGAGCAGGAGCAGUCAGAGUUCUGCUGCCUGGAGACAGAAGAGCGCGUGCCGCGUCCCGUCCGCCGGUAGAGACAUGGAGCUGUCCUCCAUCGGAGAGCAGGUGUUCGCCGUGGAGUCCAUCACCAAGAAGCGCGUGCGAAAGGGGAACGUGGAGUACCUCCUGAAGUGGCAGGGAUGGCCCCAAAAGUACAGCACCUGGGAGCCCGAGGACCACAUCCUGGACCCGCGCCUGGUGCUAGCCUACGAGGAGAAGGAGGAGCGGGACCGUGCGGUGGCGUUCCGGAGGAAGGGUCUCCGUCCCCGGCGGCUGCUGCUGAGGAAUCUCUUCGCCAUGGACCUCCGUAGCCAGCACAAGGAGGAGGCUCCGCCCCCUCCGCGGCUCCGCCUCUCUCUGGCGCGCUCCAUGAGCACCGACGUGGACCCGGGGGGCCGGGGGGGCCGGGGGGGGCUGUGCCGCCGGCUGGCCGGGCGCCGGGGGGGGGGCGAGGCCCUCAGCUCACGGGCCGUCCCGCAAACACCGUCGGCUCCUGAGGAAGGAGAAGGAGGAGGACUGUCGGACUACGCCAGCGAGCCGCACGCAAACAGCCUCUACGGUGGGUGGGUGGCGCGCCCGGGCGGAGCCCCGCCCCCUAAAGGUGGACUCACACCUCCGGAUCCGGACGAAAACCGUCCUUCCGUACCGAACGUUGUCUCCGGCCGUUCUGAGUGCAGCUCCCCGAUGACGCUUCACCCUGAGGACUCGUCAGCGGAGGAGAGCCUCGCCCUCAACCUGCUGGCCGUGCGCUCGCUGGCCCGGGGGGACUCCAGCUCCGGGGAGGACCCCGACCGGGGGGCCACAAUGGGGGGGCCCGCCGCCGAGACCCCCGUGUCCCCGGGCAGCCAAUCAGAGAGCUGGGAUUGCAUGUCGGAGGCGGGGCCCAAAGACGUCCUUAGCGACGGCGGGGAGGGGGACGUGGACAGCAGCACGGGCGGCCGGGAGGGGGGGCGGGGUCUGUCGGGGGACGUGGGGGUGGGGGGGCGGGGUCUGUCGGGGGGCGGGGGGGUGGGGGGGCGGGGUCUGUCGGGGGGCGGGGGGGUGGGGGGGCGGGGUCUGUCGGGGGGCGGGGGGGCUCUCCCCCCACCGGGCCCCGCCUGGCAGAGGAGCGGCGCGUCGGUGAUCGUGAACAUUCAGGGGAGCGGGCCCCUGGACCCCCGGAGGGUUGAACCCCCUCCCGGGGGCCCCAAGGGGGGGUCCGGGGCCCCGGCGCUGCUCGCCCCGGCGCUCCCGGGAGACGAGGAUGUGGCCGCCGGGACCCCCGAGGAGAAGGUGACCGUCACCCAGGUGACCAUCAACGCCGUGACCGUGACGUUCCGGGAGGCCACGGAGGCCGAGGGCUUCUUCAAAGGCCUCUAGGUCGGGGAUUGGGGGCGGGGCCUGAAGGCAGAAAAGGGGAGGGGCGUGAUAGGAAAACAGAAGCUUUGGCUAUCACUCGUUUCAAACGUGUAAAUAGUUGUUUGUGUGUAUAUAUAUGUAUAUCUAUCUGUGUGUUUGUGUACGUGACAGAUCCUUCCAGAUGUUUACAGACGUUCUUAUUGGCAAAAUUCCGAGGAUACGUUGAAUAUUGACCCAUUGCCUUUAAAGAAGAGAUCCGAGGAGUGCUGAGGGAACAGGGUUUCCUGGGGUUCGGACCGACUGCCGUUCGGGGCGGUGCACUCGUGUUCAGGCUGCAGACAGGCGGAGCGUGCGAAGCUCCAACCUCAUCACCUAUAUUAUGACUUCCAAGCAGCUACUUGUACCAGAGGGCUCUGCCUCCGUCUGUCGUCCCACACUGAACACCACUGUUACCGGGCCGCGCACCGGCUUCCUUUUCUAACAAAGCCUUUUGUACGACCGCCUCCUCCAGUGUUGAGCCGGCGCAUGCCCCGUCCGUCCCGUGCGUCCUGUGUCUCAGCGCGCUCCUCUCCCCGCCCCCUCCCAGAGGAGCGGCGCGAUGAGGAGCCUCAGUAGAGUAGCACGUGCUGUUAGCCGUCUUUCUGUCCUCGUAGUUCGGAGCGUAGCCGACUGGUUCUAUUUUUAUAUCCUGACGCUCCUGGUGUGUGUGUUGUGUCAUGAAGAGGUGUCGGUGUACAGAGCUGUGUACAAUGAUGUGCUCACGCACGUGAGGUCAAGAGGUCCUGAGCUACUAUUUAUCGCAUGUCACAUAGGACGGCCUCAACUAUAAUAACUAUACUAUCACUGGUCUCGUUGAAGUUUCUCUUUGAUGAAUGUUCGAAAUGUCUUUAUGAAAAAUGCCUUUUUAUUUGGACUGUAUUUACAAUAAAUAUGGAAACAUGAUUACCUGA